This is a messenger RNA of Magnolia sinica, 1594 nucleotides long. RefSeq names its product UDP-glucuronic acid decarboxylase 2-like. Gene Ontology annotation, cellular component: cytoplasm. Lineage: Eukaryota; Viridiplantae; Streptophyta; Magnoliopsida; Magnoliales; Magnoliaceae. Gene Ontology annotation, biological process: D-xylose metabolic process. The record is from RefSeq and is a predicted model, not a curated record. Gene Ontology annotation, molecular function: UDP-glucuronate decarboxylase activity; NAD+ binding. The transcript has 7 exons. The coding region runs from base 1 to 1293 and encodes 430 amino acids.
AUGGGUUCCGGGCUGAUCUACAGAGGGCACGAAUCGGAGCGCAGCUCGGAAUCCUACUCUCCAAAAACCCCAAAACCCUGGCUCACCGUCUCCCGCCCAAUCCACUACAUUCUCCGCGAGCAGCGCCUCCUCUUCGUCCUCAUCGGCAUCACCAUCGCCUCCAUCAUCUUCUCCCUCGCCCCGGCGCACGUUAGCACCGCCCGCUCCGCCACCCUAGAAUUCCCGGAUCCGAUCCUCUCCACUGGAAUCCGAAAGGCCCACCGAUCGGCGUACGAGAGCGCUGCAUUCGGCGCACUGUCCGCUGUGAAUUCCGGAGCGAAGGUGCCGCUGGGACUGAAGAGGAAGGGCCUACGGAUCGUCGUGACGGGUGGGGCCGGGUUCGUCGGCAGCCACCUUGUGGACCGUCUGAUGGCCCGCGGGGACAGCGUCAUCGUCGUCGAUAAUUUCUUCACGGGGAGGAAGGAGAACGUGGUCCACCAUUUCGGUAACCCGCGGUUCGAGCUCAUCCGGCACGACGUCGUCGAGCCGCUGCUGCUGGAGGUGGACCAGAUCUACCAUUUGGCGUGUCCCGCGUCGCCGGUGCACUACAAGUUCAACCCGGUCAAGACCAUCAAGACGAAUGUGGUGGGGACGUUGAACAUGCUGGGGUUGGCGAAGAGGGUGGGGGCCAGGUUUUUGCUUACGAGCACGAGCGAGGUGUACGGUGAUCCGCUGCAGCACCCUCAGGUUGAGACGUACUGGGGCAACGUCAAUCCCAUCGGCGUGCGGAGCUGCUACGACGAAGGAAAGCGUACGGCAGAGACACUGACCAUGGAUUAUCACAGGGGAGCCAAUGUCGAGGUGAGGAUUGCUCGGAUCUUUAACACGUACGGCCCUCGGAUGUGCAUAGAUGACGGUCGUGUCGUCAGUAACUUCGUUGCUCAGGCCUUGAGGAAGGAGCCACUGACGGUCUAUGGCGACGGGAAGCAGACCAGGAGCUUCCAAUAUGUUUCCGAUCUGGUGGAGGGUCUGAUGCGGCUAAUGGAAGGGGAACACGUGGGGCCCUUCAAUCUCGGAAAUCCCGGCGAAUUUACCAUGCUCGAACUUGCCCAGGUGGUCCAGGAGACGAUUGACCCGAACGCCCGUAUUGAGUUUAGGCCCAACACGGAGGAUGACCCGCACAAGAGGAAGCCGGACAUCUCCAAGGCAAAGGAGCUGCUUGGGUGGGAGCCCGUCGUCCCGCUCCGGAAGGGGCUCCCUCUCAUGGUCUCUGAUUUCCGGACCCGUGUCUUUGGCGAUCAUGCUUCCUCUUAGGAGAAAUUGUAAUGCUUACAGAUUACAAUCCUCAUCAAAAUGCCACAUCCAAACUGCAUUUUUUUUUAGUGAGAAUAGUAAUCCGGAAGCAUUGCAAUUGUAUGUGAUUCUAGUCCCAUUCUACCUCUUCUUUCAUGUAUGAUUUUCGUAUCUUCCUCCCUUUGGGGGUAUUUUUGUAAUUUCCUGUUCCCAUAUUGCCCUUAUUUUGUAUGUCGUCGUAGACAACAGUGUAGCAGUGAUGUCAGCAUAUCAACAGUCUUUUCCAUUCCAUAUCACUAUCAUCCCUCUGCCCUUCCUAGCA